AUAGGGAAACAGGUCGUGGGGGUGGAACACUCAUAUACGUUAAACAACCCAUUUGUGCAACGCAUUUUAGUCACCCUAUUCUGUCACAACUUAAUGAUUCGGUGUGGGUCGAAAUAAAAGUUCUCAGAAGUAAACCUAUCCUUAUAGGGUGCGUAUACCGACCGCCAUCAUCCAACCGCGAAUACGAUAACGUACUCAGCAACAUAUUUAGUGUUGCAUCCAAUCUUCCCUUCAGUUAUAAUAUAAUUGGAGGUGACUUCAAUUUGCCUGAUAUAUCAUGGCGUACACUUCGUGGACCCUCGAGGUAUGAUAAUCUUCUUAAUUCCAUCAUUACUGGAGGAUGGACGCAACACAUAAAUGUACCCACUAGGUCCAAUAACAUUCUUGAUCUUAUAUUUACGAUCAACGUAGCACCAUCUACAAUUCAUGUGGGACAUGAAUUCCCAGGUAGCGAUCAUAAAAUAGUUGCAUGUUCGUUUAAUAUUUCUCCAGAAACUAUACACAGAAACGAAGUUAGUCGGACACCUAUAAGACUAUACACGCAGGUUGAUUGGGACUUGUAUCAGGACUUGAUUAGAUACUCUAAUUGGGAUUCCUACUUUACCAAUGACUCCUUAGAGGAAGUCCUUGAAAACUUCUAUGACAAUAUACAGUCGAUUAAUGAUGUCAUAGCGCCUGUGAAACUGAUUAAAUUCAAAAUCCCUCAAGGUGAUUUUAUUCCAAUAUCAUUAAGAAGAAGUUUGCGGAAGCAUUCAUUAAGUUACUACAGACAUGACGACUUAUCGUCGUUAAUCGCUAUCAAAACAAUCCUCAUUAGAAUCCAUGAGUUAAAAAAUCUAAGUCUUAGGAAUAAAGAAACGCGGGCAAUUCAGUCGCCACAUAACACUGGAGAAAUAGCCAAACUCUUCAAAAAAACGACUGACUCAGUUCACUUGGAUCGCUUCUACGUUUUGUGAAUUAGUCGGGAAGAACGCGAACUCAAUUGUUGCAUGUACAAUUGUUUUACUUAUGUCGUUGGAGUAAACAGCUCUGUUGCAUACUUGAGUGUUUUAAAGUGGUAUCACCGGGUUCACGAAAUUAAAUACGAAAUCCAAAGAGAGGUGACCGCUAGCCAAAUUGGUAGACAGUAAUUUAUAUCAAUGUUUGCGUCCCCAAUAUUGGUCGUGAGAAGAAUAAGAACAAAGACUGAUUCACCAACCAGCCACAGCAGACUUUACAUAGGCGGAUACAGUUAGCAGACAGAUGAUCUGACAUUCAAGAAACAGUCACAAAGAGAUGCAAGGUUAACUUUCUGUGAGAAACAACCAAUCAGAAGACUGUGUUUUUCUGCUAACAAUAAUCUAAAAUAAUGCACAUGAAAAUCUAUAAAUACGCGUUGAUUUGCUUAAUAAACGAUCUGUUGCCUGUUCCUUGUCUUGUGUUAUUACAAUAUAGCAUCUGAUUAUUAAUAAUUCUCUGCGGCAAUUUUAUUUGACUUUUAAUUAUUCAUAGAUUGAUGCACAUGAAUUUUAUAAGAUGAUAUAUUUGCGAAACAUAUUUCGAACAAUCAUUUACGGAAUUGUCAUAGGAAUUUAUAUGAAACUGAUAAAGAGUUAAGAAGUGAAAAAACAGACUUGGGUCAAGUUGAAAGGGCAUAUUGCAAGUUGAAAUAACAAUGAAGAUCACUAAACCAAAUAAGAGAGGUAAUAGUACAUCUACCCUGGUAUCAAAACAAAG
Molecule: messenger RNA, 1716 nt
Organism: Trichobilharzia regenti
Lineage: Eukaryota; Metazoa; Platyhelminthes; Trematoda; Strigeidida; Schistosomatidae
Source: the annotation of a GenBank genome assembly